Galendromus occidentalis (western predatory mite) is the source of this 1197-nucleotide messenger RNA. RefSeq names its product octopamine receptor beta-2R-like. The coding region runs from base 1 to 1197 and encodes 398 amino acids. Gene Ontology annotation, molecular function: adrenergic receptor activity; octopamine receptor activity. The record is from RefSeq and is a predicted model, not a curated record. NCBI's taxonomy places the organism in Eukaryota, Metazoa, Arthropoda, Arachnida, Mesostigmata, Phytoseiidae. Gene Ontology annotation, biological process: adenylate cyclase-activating adrenergic receptor signaling pathway; positive regulation of MAPK cascade. The transcript has a single exon. Gene Ontology annotation, cellular component: plasma membrane.
AUGUCUCUUGAAGUGGGGACAAGCGGAAGCCCCGCCGAUCUAGAGGUUCCGGAAUGGCAGACACUGGCGAAGACCAUCACCAAGUCGGUGGUGCUCAUAUCGAUCAUACUGACCGCCAUAUUCGGAAACCUUCUAGUAGUGACAUCGGUGAUUCGGCAUCACAAACUCAGAGUGACUACGAACUACUUCAUCGUGUCGCUGGCGUUGGCCGACACGUUAGUGGCGUUGUUCGCGAUGACGUUCAACGCGUCGUUCACCAUCACAGGAACGUGGCUGUUCAAUCAGCUGGUGUGCGAUUUUUGGAAUUCGUGCGACGUACUGUUCUCGACAGCGUCGAUUAUGCACCUGUGCUGCAUUUCAGUUGAUCGCUACUACGCGAUCAUUAAACCCCUCGAGUACCCAACGAAAAUCACCACUCGUCGAGUGUUCAUCAUGCUGGCCCUAGCGUGGUCGGUUUCACUGCUGAUUUCGUUCCUUCCGAUCUUCACCGGAUGGUACACGACGGAAGUACAUCGCCAGUGGCGGGCCGAGCACCCGCACGAGUGCGUGUUCAAAGUUAAUAAGUAUUACGCCAUCAUAUCGUCGUCGAUCUCAUUCUGGAUUCCGUGCUCGGUGAUGCUGUUCACGUACUGGCGCAUCUACCUGGAAGCCACGCGGCAGGAGAAGAUGCUUUGCAAAACCCAGAUGGGUCCGGGUGGCGGCGAGCACCAGGUCAUCCACGCUCCGCCACAUCGAAAUUCGCACGGGGCGGACGAUACCGAGUCGGGCCAGAGUACUCCGACCAAGAGGAACAUUACGAAAAUGAAGCGUGAACACAAAGCCGCCAAGACGCUCGGUAUCAUCAUGGGCGCGUUCAUUCUUUGCUGGUUACCGUUCUUUUUAUGGUAUGUGACGACGUCACUCUGCGAACCCGUUGAUUGUCCGUGCCCAGAGAUCGUGGUCGACCUGCUCUUCUGGAUCGGAUAUAUUAACUCAUCGCUGAACCCGAUCAUCUACGCCUACUUCAACCGCGACUUCCGCAUGGCGUUCAAGAAGACCCUUCAGGACCUCUUCUGCUCAUGUAAGCCUUGCAAGCUGUGGCAAUCUAGGCAUAGACAUCCAGGAGGGGCCGCCGGUUUUGGUGGUAACCAUGUACAUCAGCAAGCCAACUCGGCUACCACCAACUUCACUUGUACGUAUAAAACACUCGUUACAUAG